GGUGGUUUAUGGUGUGCUGAUUGGCCAUCAGUUGGCUCGGUCGCCUGGGCCCGGCGUGGGUCCCGUUCGGCACCAUGCGGCUCUUUGUGAGAGAUGUGGCGGGGCAGACCCUUUCACUGCAGGUGGAUGGUCAGGCCUCUGUGGAGCAAUUGAAGACUUUGAUCAGUGAAGAGUCCCAGGUCCCGGUGGAGGAGCAGCAACUGAUCUUCGGCGGACGAGCUCUCUGCUCCCAUGAGAGCUUGUUGGAGACGGGCCUCAAUGAUGAGUCCACUGUCUUCGUGUCUUCAGGGCUUGAAGGUGGCGGCAAGAAGCGCAAGAAGAAGACGUACACCAAGCCCAAGAAGAUCAAGCACAAGCGCAAGAAGGUGAAGCUUGCAGUUUUGAAGUUCUACAAGGUGGACUCCAACGACAAGGUGACUCGUCUUCGAAGGGAGUGCCCCCACGAAACCUGCGGACCUGGAGUCUUUAUGGCCAUGCACUUCAAUCGUUACUACUGCGGUAGGUGCCAUCUGACCUACUUGAUCAAGAAGGACGGGUGAAUCAACGAGGCGAGACAAGACCUGAGCCACCCUUGAGACCAGACGCAACGGACUCGGGACAAA
Molecule: messenger RNA, 602 nt
Organism: Cladocopium goreaui
Lineage: Eukaryota; Dinophyceae; Suessiales; Symbiodiniaceae
Source: the annotation of a GenBank genome assembly